Molecule: messenger RNA, 2060 nt
Organism: Rubroshorea leprosula
Lineage: Eukaryota; Viridiplantae; Streptophyta; Magnoliopsida; Malvales; Dipterocarpaceae
Source: the annotation of a GenBank genome assembly
CCAUGCCGAGUCCAGUUAUAUCUAGAUCCAACUGGGUUCUCUUGAGACUCAAAGAAUUAGUGUCUGUCUCUCAAUUUCUGUGUCCAUUAUGGAUUCCAAAUCCUCUCCUGUGGAGAUGUUUUUCUUUCCCUUCGUAGGAGGUGGCCACCAGCUUCCCCUAAUAGACAUGGCCAGAAUGUUUGCCGCCCACGGUGCCAUCUCCACCAUCAUCACCACUCCAAAGCACGCCCUCUCCUUCCAAAAUUCCAUCCUCCGCGACCAACAAUCUGGCCGUCCAAUCUCCAUCCAGACCCUCCAGCUACCAGAAGGUGUCGACAUUGUGGAUACCAACCUGUCUGCAACAAUCAUGACAGACACCUCCAUGUUCCAAGAACCUCUGAAGAACUUACUUUUCCAAGCCAGACCUGACUGCAUCGUCCACGACUUUGCCCACUUAUGGGCGGCAGAUGCUAUUGACAGCCUUGGAAUUGGGAUUCCGAGAAUCGUGUUCAGCGGCUUCGGCUGCUUUUCUGAUUGCGUUCAGCAAAAUUUGUUCAAGUUCCAACCGUAUGAGAAGGUGAGUUCGGAUUACGAGCCUUUUGUUGUCCCGGAUCUUCCCGAUCGGAUUGAAUUCACCAGAUCUCAGCUUCCCAUUUUCCUAAUCAACGACGGAGGUCAAAAGGCGAUGCAUAGAUUCGACAAGAGAUAUUUCGGGUCUGUGGUGAAUAGUUUCUAUGAAUUGGAAUCGGCUUAUGCGGAGUAUAUGAAGGAAUUGGGGAACAAGGCGUGGCUCGUUGGACCGGUGUCGUUAUGCAACAGAGACGUCGCCGACAAAGUUGAAAGAGGGCAAAAGGUCUCCAUCGACGAGCAGAGCAUUCUCGAAUGGCUUGAUUCCAAAGAACCCCAUUCAGUACUUUACAUCAGUUUCGGGAGCGUAGGUUGGUUACCUCCAGAACAGCUACUCGAGAUCGCAUACGCUCUCGAGGCUUCCGGCCACUCGUUCAUUUGGGUGGUCGGAAAAAGCUUCAAAUCGGAGGGGGAAAACGAGGAAAAUUGGCUCCCGAGUGGAUUUGAAGAGAGAAUGGAGGAAUCAAAGAUAGGAAUAAUAAUACGGGGAUGGGCGCCGCAGUUAUUGAUUCUAGAGCACAGUGCGGUGGGAGGGUUCUUGACCCACUGCGGAUGGAACUCGACACUGGAGGGGGUGAGUGCUGGGGUUCCAAUGAUUACUUGGCCACUGUCGGCAGAGCAAUUUUCAAAUGAGAAACUGAUCGCGGAUGUGUUGAAGAUUGGAAUCAAAGUGGGGAGCAUGAAGUGGAGAGAGCCACGGGACACGAUACCGGGUGAGGCAGUUGGGAGAGAGAAGGUGGAGGCGGCGGUGAGGAGGCUGAUGGAAGAAAGUGAAGAGGCAGCAGAGAUAAGGAGAAAAGCGAAAGAACUAGCUGAAAAGGCAAAGCAAGCGGUGGAAGAUGGUGGGUCCUCGUAUAAGAAUGCCGAAGCUUUGAUUCAAGAGUUGAAGGCUCGCCGGAGGCCGGAGACCCGAGCUUCUGAUCAGUGAGAUUAAUUACUGCAAUUCACCAUCGGUACAAAACUUCUAAAACAAAAAAAUGUUUACCUUUACAUCGUCGUUUUGGCCACUCCCCACUCCAAUAGAAAUCACUUUGAGCUCAUAUUAUUGAGCUCCUGGCCCUCUUCAACUGUCUUUGCUACUGUAUUUCAUACUGCCAUUGUGAAUAGUUGGUUUCUGGAGUUAUUGUACCCAAAAUUUGUAGAUUAAAGAGGAGCAUUAGAUUUGCUUCUUCUAUCCAGCUAUUUUCCUCUUUGUUUUGCUUGAACAUUUGGGGCAUGACUGAGCUUGGACUUCUUAGUGAAGUCACCGUUCAGUCCCAUUCUCCCAUGUUACAGAUUUUGUGUUUACUGAAUUUGGAGCCUUUGUUUAACUUAGUCUCAUUUCAUGAUUCUAUGAUUGUUUAUGGGUCGAUUGUGGUGGUUUAGAUAUAAUUUAGCAAACGAAAGCGACUGUAGAAAGAUGUGAACAGGUUGAUUAGUCUCGGUUUUAUGAUGAAUAAAUUGAAUGUAGGUUU